Messenger RNA from Adelges cooleyi (spruce gall adelgid), 1063 nucleotides. RefSeq names its product golgin subfamily A member 6-like protein 22. Lineage: Eukaryota; Metazoa; Arthropoda; Insecta; Hemiptera; Adelgidae. Bases 140 to 1063 code for a protein of 307 amino acids. The transcript has 2 exons. The record is from RefSeq and is a predicted model, not a curated record.
GUAAACAACCAAUGUUUCACCAGACGUCGAACAGACACGCAACGCGAAAGUAUUUUUUGUUGUUACGAGUCAAUCCAAGUCAUUUCAAGUCAUUCCAAGUCAUUCCAAGUCAUUCCAAGUUUACCGAAGUCUUUAAAGGAUGUAUGAAUACAUUGCGGCGGCAUUAGCGGGCGGCGUCGUGACCGGCGCUGGUUUUCUCUAUUACAAUAGGAAAUGCGCCGCAAAGUACGCCGCGGAGUAUGAGAGAUUGCGUCGUGAGCACGCAAGAGAAAUCGACAACUUAAACAACGAAUGGGCGCGAGUGCUUUCAAAUAGCAAUGACGCAAUGAGAAAGCUGCAUGAAGAAAAAGAUAAGCUACAGUCAAGUUACAAUGAUGUAGUAAACAAAAUGCGAAUGCUGCAGCAUGAAAACGAAAAGCUCGAAUCGAUACGUCAAAACCUGCAGGAAAAAAAAGAAAAUCUAGAAUCAAGUUAUGACGACGUAGUAAACCAAAUUCAAAUGCUACUGGCGGAAAAAGAAAAGCUAGAAUCGAUGUGUCAAAAGCUACAAGCGGAAAAAGAAAAGCUAGAAUCGAUGUGUCAAAAGCUGCAGGGAGAAAACGAUAAGCUAGAAUCAAAUAACGCAGACAUACUAAACCAAAUUCAAAAGCUGCGGGGCGAAAAAGAAUUGCUAGAAUCGAUAUUUCAAAAGCUGCAGGGAGAAAAAGAAAUGUUAGAAUCGAUAUGGCAAAAGCUGCAGGGAGCAAAUGAAAAGCUACAAUCCAACUACGACGAAAUAUUAAACAAAUUGGAAAAGCUGCAGGAAGAAAAAGAGAAUCUUGAGUCAAAGUACAACGACAUAGUAAACAAAUACCAAGUACUGCAGAAAGAAAUGAAAAAAAGAGAAUCGGCACACUUGGGCGAGAUGGAGAUAAAGACAGACGAGCUAAACGAUUUAAAGUUCAAAUUAGGGAAAAAAACGCAUCGCUUAAAUUGCACCCAAACGGCAUUGUACCAGCUCGAAAAUGGUCCCCGCCGCCGCCGCCCUAGGAACGUGCAGAUGGCCAAUAAGGGCGGUAAGUGA